CCGACAGUCAAGCGGGGCCAGUGUCUCGCGCCGCGCGAUCAAACCGCCACGCGCUCGGAAUUCAAACCUAGAAAAAAAAUAUUACAAAAAAAAAAUAUUUCAUAAGUUGCCAGUGUUUUGUGACAGUGAUCCCAGUGAAAACUAUUAUUUUUUGGAGUGUUUUUGGAUGCCGAUGGCGGCGCGGUGAUGGUGGCGUGUCGGCGCGCGGUGGCGCUGUGGUGCGCGGUGGCGCUCGCCGCCACUGCCUCCGGCUACACGGUGGACUGCAACCAGGAGUACACCGACUGCGAGACUGAGCUCAGUAAAUUGUCAGAAGAUGAAGACUUACCGUUACCAAAUUCGUUCAGUUCCAAUUCAGAAAUAAAACGACCGCCAAUGAUACGAGCAACGACAACAACAACAUCAACAACGACGACGACGACGACGACGACGACUACAGAGAGUCCUCAAACAACAACUGAAGUUAUAGAAAGUAGGACAGAGGAGUCAAUGACUGGAAUACCAGAUGAGACAUUGAGACCUAGUCCAAGAUUACUAUUUUCCAAUGCAGAUGAUUUACAAAACUUCGCUAAUGCACUACACAAUCAAAGUCAGGCUUUAGACAAAAAGAAAGAUUUAAUUGACCUCAGUGAUGUAAAUCUAGAUGAUGAAGAAGAGCCUGUUAAGUUGACACAGUUACCAGCACAAAUACCUAAAAUGGGUAAGGAUAUCAACGACAAGUUUUUUUCCAAUCUGCAAGCACCAUUUCAUUCUAUGCUCGUUGGUGUUGGUGACAUGGAAGAGGAUUCAGAUACGUGUAAAGAAAAUGAUGUAGUGUAUAAGGUUGGUGAGAGGCUGGAGCGCGGUUGUGAAGAGUCGUGCGAGUGUGUCCAAGGGGGUACAUUCGAAUGCUUCCCUCGCUGCAAGCACCCAUACAUCCGCCGCGGAAGGAGGCUGAACGACCCUCUCUGCUUCGAGUCCCCGGUGGACGAAUGCUGUUCCAUCAUUGCUUGUGCUACUGGAAAUGAAGGUAAAGGUACCAAGUUGGAAAUAUGUCGGUAUGGAAAUGAAACUCAUACUGUUGGCGCGAAAUGGUUUGUAGGGUGUGAGCAAACCUGUAUCUGCGAGCCCAAUUCAAUCGUCACCUGCAAACCUAGAUGUAAUCCGAUACGAGCGUCCGAGAACUGCAUUAACGUGCAGGACCCCAACGACGCGUGCUGCGAGAUCCAGGUCUGCGAUGUCUCUCACGACGCUCAUGAGGAACCCGAGAACAUCACGUCUAGCACCACCACUACCACCACGACUACCACUACCACUGAGCUCAUUCCUGAACUAGCCCAUAUUCAAGAAGUACAUCAAAUGAUAAGCAUGACGGAACCCUCCGUGCUCAAGUCAACCAUGAGGCCGUUGGUGCUGGCGGAACCGAUUGGUUCCGUGAAAGUGUUACAAAACAACACAGUGCAAGUGAACCUCAUACACUCCAAUAGUUCCGAAGACCCCAUACAUCUCCAACUAAGCAGCGACGGAGGCAAAACAUUCCAAGACGUACAACUCAUAUACUCAAACCUAAUUCUCAAUCUGGAAGGUGGCAAAGAUUACGUCAUUAAAACUAAAGAGACUGGCACUAGAUUCAAUUUCACUAUAACUACCACUGAUAAUAAUCAGAAUGAGGUGAAGCCUACUGAAGAAAUAAAGUACAACCUCCCGAAGAUUGGAUGUAUUCAAGAUGGACAAUUCUAUGAUGUCGGGGAAGAAUUUCACAUAGGUUGCUCAGAACUAUGCGAAUGUACUGGUCCAAAUAUGCGAGAAUGCGCUGCAUUGGUGUGCCCCUCUCACGUUGGACUUGAGCUGAUGUCCAAGAACUGCGUCCGGUGGGCUCCAAACCCGCCUGCGGAGCCCCCCAACUGCUGUCCUAGGGCUGCGAGGUGUCUCAGCGAUGGAACAUGCCAUUACAAAGGAGUGGCAAUACCAAACUGGACAGAAGUACCUGUCUCGGUAUCAGGGUGCGAAGAGCGGUGUUUCUGUGAGAAUGGAGAGCUGGACUGCACAGAGGCGUGCACGGCCCUCCCGGCCGUCCCCCCGCAGACCCUGCGCUGCCCCCCCCUGCACCGCCCUGGACCCGUCAACAUCUCAGACGAAGACUGUUGUAAGCAAUGGGGAUGCGUGCCCAUUGGGACAAUGGGGACAAACUUCGGAACACACGAUGCCCUUCCUGCGUUUUUGCCAACUGUACCUCCCGACGACCGAGUCCACUUCCCGCAAGAGGAUAUUGCAGAUUAUGACCAAAACAACAUCCAUCGUCCAGGGAAUCUGUUACCGCCUGGUCUUCCCAUGCCUCCCGUACCAUACGGAGAUGAUAACAAGAAAUUAUCUGUAUUGUCCAUGCAAGCGGACUCUCCGUCAAGUGUCAAAAUGCUGUUUGGAUUGCCAUCAGUCCUUGUUGGCUUAAGAGGAAGCGUCGAUUUGAGAUAUACAGAUCAAGCUGAUGACGACAUCUCCCACUGGCACUCGCAAGUGUUCGCGCCGACGGACGAGGUGCUGACGACUCCUCGACUGGAGUUCACACUAUCGGGCUUGAAGCCGUCCACCACGUACAAGAUCAGGGGGAAGCUGUACCUCCACAACCUGCCCGUCGAGCCUGAGAGCGAGAUCAGAAUCGUCAGGACCUUGGAUCCACCCACGGCCGUUCCAACGGAAGAGAAACGUCGGGAAGUGGAUAGCAACCUCUCAGUUAUGGACGUCAAUGACACAGUAGCUCAUGUCAGCUGGAGGCACUUCACUGAAGAGGAAUUGCAACUUAUCGAUGGUAUCCAAGUCAGAUACCGUCCCAUCGGCACCCCAAUAUACAGCAUGACGGAGCUACUCCACCACGGGCGCUCCAGUGCAGAGCUCCAUGACUUGCGACCCGGGACGCGGUACGAAGCGUCCCUGGUACUGGUGCCUCCGCCCAAGGCCUUUACUGAACUGCAUGACCCUGGCAGGGUCGAGUUCACCACUUCGCCUUAUGUUGAUCCCUACAACUGGACUGUGACCAUCGAAGCGCGAGCAGUAGGGUCCGAGGCAGCUGAACUGACCUGGCGAGGAGUUCCCUCACCAGCCGAGCGCUGGGUGCGCGUGUACCGCGCCGCGCAUGCGUGUGGAGCUAGCUCGUCAGUUAGAAGGGAACAUGAUGCCUUCCGAUUGGCUGCCAGGGAUCUGCCUCCAGCGGUCACGUUAACUGGCUUGGAACCUAACACCAGGUGUCGAGUCUGGUUAGAGCUGUUCCUGACAAACGGAAAAGUGAAGACGAGUAACGUUCUAGAAAUUAACACAAAGACACAGGAUUCUCCAGAACCUAUUGACAAUGAAAUCGAAUCGGCAUCGAUAGCAGGCAGUCGCACCAGCUCCCGGACGGACUACUACGGUGCUCUGGUGGUGGUCGGGGUGGUGGCGGCGCUGGGGGCGCUGACGUCACUACUGUUGCUGCUGGUGGUAGUCCGCAGACACCACACCCGCUCCGUACCUAUCACCACCACCCCAUCAGCUCCCCGUGAGUCUUCAUUACCGCCAUACGACAACCCAGCGUACAAACUAGAGCUUCAACAGGAAACUAUGGAUCUCUGACAGUUAAGUUCCCGUGGGCACACCAACGGCCUGAACGGGAUCUCAGAACGCAGCGUGGACGCGCCGAACGGCCGCCCGUACAACGAAAUGGGCGUUUGAACACUCAGUGUAAAUAGUGACUUAUGACUGACAUAGUGCAAAAGUAGUAGGAAAAAUACCCUACUGGUAACUUUGUGGCUCCCUCGACAUAUUGUGAUCGUGACCAACAAUGUACAUUCUUUCUUGCGACGAUACAAAGGUUGUAGUAAGAGAACGGCUCACUAGCGCUAUUUUUAUCAAUUUAUUUUAAUUUACUUUAGGAAAAAAAAAGUUACAGUGAAAUUUGGAAAAAAUGCCGAAGGAGAUUACACUAGAUGAAAAACGUGAUGACGGCGCUAGUUUGGUCCAGUCUUAAGUGUACACAAAAUGCGGUCAUGAUCAUGGCUGUCCAACUCAGAAAGUGUAAAAUUCAUAGAGCAACACGAACACCUUGCAUGUGUUGCGUUGCUCUAAUGCAGUGGUUGAAAGGCAAAAGGCACAUUCUGGUAGUUACUCCGAUGAUUUAGGUUAUAAAUACUUUGAUAAGUGUAAAUUUAUCUUUAUAAAAUUAUAUUUAGUUAGAUAGUUAUUGAGAUGACAUUGGUGUGGUUUGUGAUUUUACAAACCUUUUGUUCAAAUUGUUCUUAUAAUAAUUCUUUAGUUACUUAUUGGAAAUUAUACAUUUUGGUUAUUAUAACACAAUGAAUGUACCACACCAAUGACGUGUAAGUACCGUCGAAGCGAUGAGUGAGUGAAUCAUUUAGAAUGUAGAAUUGUCAAGUUUAAGUUUAAUGUUGCCAUUUAUAAAAAUUGUAAUGUUAAUAAUUUAAUUUCCUAUUGUAACUUAAUUUUUCGAAUGGCCAAAAUCACAAUGGAGAAACACUUUUUAAAAUGUUCAGUGUAAAUAUUGUAAUAAAUCGCGUUUAAUUUUAAUGAAUCUCUUAAACUUUAUUAUAUCAUAAUAGUAAUAAACUUUGUAAAAUACUAAAUCUACCGGAUAUGAAACGAAAGCUUAACUUUGUUAUAAUAUUACUGUAAUAUAGUUCUUUUUAUACAAACAUAUUUUUUUAUUAUUAUCCCCAAUUUAUUUCGGGUAUACAAAGGGAAAGGAGUAGCAAUUACAAAAACGUCGUUUAAUUCAAAUACAACACCAAAUCACAUUAUAUUUUCUAUUAAUAAUACAUUAUAUAUUUCUUCUUUAUAUGAUUGUUUUCUUAACGUCUAUCCUAACCAUUGUCUAUGCCCAUUUAAUAAGUAUUAUAUAGCCCUUACACACAACUGGAUAUAAUCAUGGAAUUGAAAAACACUGAUAUUUUAUUAUAUAUUUAAUAUUAAACGUAUGCAUUCUUUAAGAAAAUAGAUAUAAAGAACUGUUACCAAACUCGUAUUCAAUGAUACUGGGCCCAAAAGGAAGUACUUUUUAAUAAUGUAAUUAUAAUUAUAUAAAUACUUUUACAAUAAUCUUAUAGUAACGAUAAUUUUUCUAAUAUAUUCUUUGUUAAUAUUUUUUUAGGAUAUGUAUAUGUAUCAUUCUUUAUGCGCAUAGCGAAUGAUACAUAUAAUAUUUUAAAUUAAAAACAUUCAAAUGAACUUUAUUUAGCUGGGUUAAAUACAGUUCCUUUGAUUUUAAAUUAAUUAAAAGUAUAUAAAAUAUUAUAUAUAACUCAAAUAACAAAUGUAUAGAAAACUUAUAAAAUAACAAACGAUUGAGGAAAAUAUACCUUUUUAAAUAACAUUUGUUAACUGAAAUUAACCUCAAAUAGAUCGUUCGUGGAUAUAAAUAUUACUUUGUUUCUGUAGUUCAGCAUUUGAUAUGUUCCCUAGCUAUGGUCAUUUUAUAUAAAAUUUAACAAAUAUUUUAAAACGGAAGGUAACAAGAUUUUUUAAAUAUAUAAAUCAUACAUAGAUAUUAUAUUAUAUUCCAAAUACAUUUAAAAUAAUGAUCAAAGGUUACUGACAGAAUAUUUUUAAAAGUCAAAAAGUACACGAAAUCAUAUACAGUAAUAAAAAAGCUAUGUCUAGAGAUCAAAUGAAAACAAUAAUAAUAAAUAAAAGGAGAUUUGUCCAACAAAGGGACGAACAAUGUCAAAAUUAAAUUAAAUAUCAGAGACCGUUUAUAAAAAUCAUUACUUUUACAAUUUCCUAACAUCAAUGUAAUACUUUAGAAAUAGUAAAUAAUAAUGUUCAAAAUUUUGAUACGCUUUUCGUAAAUUUCAAUGUAUUACAAAGAUGUUGCACGAUUUUUUACACUCCCGCAUAUAAAGUAGAUACAAAAAUUGAGCUCUACGAUCUCAAAAAUAUAUGUUUAAUCUUUAUUUUACUUAUAUGAAAUAAGAGUUUUUAUUAUAGUACUUGACUAGCAUCUGUAUUAAUCAAUAAAGCAUCAGAAUGAAAAGUCCAACCAUCGAUUUACAUCCUAGUACCUUAUUGGUAAAGAUUGUAGGUAUAAAUCCU
This is a messenger RNA of Plodia interpunctella (Indianmeal moth), 6054 nucleotides long. It is a transcript of the gene sas, whose product is annotated as stranded at second. Gene Ontology annotation, biological process: signal transduction; cell adhesion. Gene Ontology annotation, molecular function: integrin binding; heparin binding. Gene Ontology annotation, cellular component: extracellular matrix. NCBI's taxonomy places the organism in Eukaryota, Metazoa, Arthropoda, Insecta, Lepidoptera, Pyralidae. Bases 187 to 3582 code for a protein of 1131 amino acids. The record is from RefSeq and is a predicted model, not a curated record. The transcript has 18 exons.